Molecule: messenger RNA, 3883 nt
Organism: Anopheles coluzzii
Lineage: Eukaryota; Metazoa; Arthropoda; Insecta; Diptera; Culicidae
Exons: 2
Coding region: 1416-3791 (791 amino acids)
Biological process (GO): regulation of transcription by RNA polymerase II
Cellular component (GO): nucleus
Molecular function (GO): protein dimerization activity
Source: RefSeq, a predicted model, not a curated record
AUAACUUUUAGCAGCAGCAGCAAAGGUUGCGUAGAAUCGAGAAUCCCGCCGUGAGCCUAUACCGUGCGCGAGAGAGUGAAUGAGCGAGCAGGCGAGCGAGCGAGCGAGCGAGCGAAAGAGACCGCGCCGGUGGGAGAGAGUGAGAGCGGGCGCGCUGUCAAGAACCCGAGCCACAACCUCGAGGCUCACGCUCGAUGCGCUGACUUCGCAUUCUUUCAAUCGUUCACCGGAAUCCUGCGAGAGAGGAACGCACACUCCGGCACGGAACAGUAGCAGCAGCAGCAGCCGCACAUUCGCCGUGUUCGGGAACCUGUGCGUCACACACAGAGUUGGCGGUGUGUGAAUGUGAAACGGAGAUAGAGAGCGAGCGCACGGCUACGGCAUCGAACCGAGAAGCGCUUGUGUGUGAGCGAGCGAGUGCGGAAAUUGAAUCGCGUUGUGUGUGCGUGUGUGUUUUUUUAACUUCCGCGGUGCGAUUUGAGUUGGAAUUAACCGGUAACCGGACACCGGCCAUUCGAUUUGUGCGUGUUUUUUUUUGCUUUCCCAAAAUCUAACUACACCUAACCAGCUCCGCUUUCAGUACGGGGUGGUAAACCACCUUCCAGUGAUGGUGUGAGUGUGUGCGUUUGCAGAACGUUCUACAAGCACGCACGCACCCUGUGACAGCACUGGCAAACGUCAAAACGACGGAGGGCUUCACCGAAACAAAAGCGGGCAGCGAACGGCGGAGCCAAACACAAAUACAAACGUUCGAAAACAACCACCGGCUCUCGUUCGAUUCGUGACAGAAGCGCGUGUGUGUGAGUGUGUGCGUUUCGUGACAACAUUAAAACGUUUAUCCCUUCGGCUGGUGUGUGUUGUGCCACGACAGAGAGAGAGCACACAGAACCAUCAUUGUGUAUGCUUUUGUAGCGGCAGUAGACGACAGACACCACAACGCAGUGGUGCUGGAAGAAGGGGGGGUGCACACGGGUGCGCACGAAAUCAUGGCGUCAUCUCACGCACACAACACGGCACGACGCAGCCUACUGCUACUCCGUGCCACCACGGUCGCCGUCGCUCGGUAGAGUCGUGCACGUACGCCCCAAGCUCAAGCUCUGCUCUCUCCCCUGCGAACGGGGCCCGUUAUAUUUUGACAACAACCGUCGUGCAGCACGGACACGGAACAACCGCGCCACCAUCCCCCCGCCCCGUUGCUUUUUGCCAAGGUUAAAAGCUCUUGCCCGCUCAACGUGAAACAGUAACGGAACAAAGAGAAGAAGCAAAAACAGGAUUAAAGGGGACCCCCCCCCCCCCCGUCUGUGUGUGUGAGUUUGCACCGUGAACGUGAUCAGAACAUUGUCGCAAAACUCGUCGCCGCCUAAAAGAGAGGUAGCAGAGAAAAAAAAAAGAAAACGGAAAGGAGCAAAACCGACAUGAACGACGCCGCCGUUGUCGGUACGCUCAGUGCCGGCAGCAUCCUUGCCGCCGCCACCGCCGCCGGCGACUCACCGGAAGAAUCGCCGCUCAGCCCGGCGACGGGCGGUAGCGGAAGCGAGAGCAGCAGCUCCCCGAGCGCCCCGUCCUCCAUCUCCUCCUCGACCAGCGGCUCGUCGGCGUCCACCUGUGAGGCAGCGUCACCACCGGCCGUCACCACCGGCCAGCCACCAUCGGUAGCGCAGGUGCUCUACAUGCCAGUGGGGCUGGCCAACAUAAAGGAGGAGCUGCCGGAACCGGAAAUACAGGCCGACUCCGAACUGUCCCUGGAGGAAGGUCACGCGCUGGUGCAGGUCCUGGAAGACACGCCGAACGAUGAGGCGCCACCGCCGGAGCCGGAGGUCGAGAUACGGGCCGGCAAGGCGGACAAAUCCUUCCGCAAGCUCACGUCCGACGGCUACCCGGCCAAGGGUGCCGUCGUCCGGCUGCAGAUGGGCAAGGUGACGUACCAGCUGACGGACCAGAUGCUCAAAUCCGGUGCGCUCGCCGCCAUGCACAAUCCGCUGCUGCUGACGAAGGAUCAGCUCGAGCGAAUGAUCAGCGACAAAGACCCGGAGCUGGAGUACCGGAAGCACCACAACAACAACAGCACCUGGCAGCGCUACAUGCCGAUGUACUACAAGGGCAUCAAGCAGAACUACGUGCGCUGCCUGGAGUGCGGCUGGCUCGUGCUGCACAAGGCGAGCACUGGCACGGGCAGCCUGCUGCGGCACCGCUGCAAGAUCAAGCUGCCCUCCGGCGUGGAGGUGAAGCUGGAGCCGAAAGUGUCGAGCAGCUGGAACAGCUCGCAGGGCGGCAAAGCGCCGGCGGCGCCCAAAUCCGCCGCAGCCAUUGGCGCCGCGAAGGUGGUGCAGCCCGCGGCGCCACCGUCCAGCACGGCCGUCACGACGACCCCGCCGCAGAUGGUGAAGUACGGUGGCGUGCUGCCCCAGAACGUGAAGGACGAGCUGGUGCGGCAGCAGGCCUGCGUCCUGUACAAAGACAUCGUCAGUGCGGAUCUGUUCGAUCAGCCGAGCUUCCGCACGCUCGCCCAGAUGCUGGUCAACAUCGGUGCGUUCUACGGGCAGCAGCCGGACGGGCUGCUCGCGUCCCGGGACGCCCUGCUCGAAACCGUACUGCCCGCCAUGUACCACGAGGCGAAGGGCCAGCUCAACAAGGUGCUGUCCGACUGCGAUCUCACGUUCAGCUUCAGCCUGUUCCGGCACGAGCACGAGCGGCGCACGUACGUCGCGAUCAACGCGUACACGGUCGCGUCCGACUACUACUUCCGGCCGCUGCACGUGAAAACGCUGGACGUGACCGGGCAGGAGGCGGCCUACGUCGAGCAUCUGCAGCGCAUCAUCGAGGACAGCCUCGCCCGGUCGUUCUCCGAUCCGCUCAAGCUGGUGUACGGGGGCCCGCCGGACGCGGACGACUGCCCGGAGCCGGAAAGGACGCUGCGCAACCAGCGCGAACAGUACGAGCUGAUACCGUGCGCGGUGACGAUGCUGUGGGGCAUUAUGAGGCGCGUGCUGGACAUGUUCCAGUACGACAGUGGCCGCUACCUGGAGCGGUUCAUGCUCGGCAGCGAGGACGAGGACGAGACGGUACCGGCGGAGCUGGCGGUGCUGCAGCGCUUUCUCGAGCCGUUCCGCGAGCCGAUCCGGGGGCUCGCCUCCGACACGGGCGUCACCAUCAGCGAGGUGGUGCUGUGGCGCAAAAAGCUCGAGCUUAGCUUCCGCCCCGAGCCGGACGACGAGGAGGACGUGCGGCUGCUGAAGGAAACGCUGCUCGACCAGCUGAGGGCACACUUCCCGCUGCACGACUACCACCGGAUAGCGGUGUUUCUCGAUCCCAAGUUCAAAGGGUUGCGCUUCCUGUCGGACGAGGAGCGGAACGAAACGCUUGCCAAGGUGAAGCAACACCUGCACGCCGAUCUCGACGGGGUGGAGCGGGUGAAGCGGGGCCAGUACGGGACGCACGGGGUGCGCAAGCGGCGCAGCUCGCUGGCGCCGUCGGAGCUGCCGUUCUACGAGUUUAUGGACGCCUCGCUGAAGCUCGAGUGCGAGGACGUGGUGGACGACGAGAUUCAGCAGUACGUGGACGUGAAGCUGGAGAGUGCGGUCGACAUCAUGUCGUACUGGCGGAACGAGACGGCCUUCCCGCUGCUGAAGCGCCUGUGCCGGCGCAUACUAAACAUUCCUGCGGCCUGUGAUGAGAUGCGGCAGCUGUUCGGUCAGACCGGCCAGCGGGACCUGCAGAAGCGGCGGCUCGCGCUUAGCAAUAGCGAGCUCGAUAUGGUGAUGUAUCUGCAUCAGAACGUGAGCAGUCCGUAGUAAGAUUGUGCUUUUUUGUGAGAGCAGGAAGGAGAGAAAGGGGAGUCAUUGCAGGAUAUAAGAAUAAAGUUUAUAUUUAUUAAUUUUUAAAA